Messenger RNA from Populus nigra (black poplar), 1463 nucleotides. Its product is annotated as phosphoglycerate mutase-like protein AT74H. Gene Ontology annotation, molecular function: phosphatase activity. NCBI's taxonomy places the organism in Eukaryota, Viridiplantae, Streptophyta, Magnoliopsida, Malpighiales, Salicaceae. The transcript is spliced from 5 exons. The record is from RefSeq and is a predicted model, not a curated record. The coding region runs from base 130 to 1125 and encodes 331 amino acids.
CAUGUAGCAGUAGUAUGCUCGUAGAACAGUAUACAGGUCAAGAUUUCGCAGGAAACAUGAUUCAAUUAGACAUGUUUCACCUAAUUUUAUUUCAUUUUCUUUAUCAUAUGUUUUGUUGCUUCUCAAGCAAUGGCCAUACAUUCCCUCACAACCUCCCCAGCUUCAUCACUGCUACUUCCGCCGCGAAAACUGAUUAAAUCUAGUUUCAUCCAAUGCUGUAAAACCCAAAAUGAGAGCGUUGAACUUUCUACAAAUGGGAAGGCCAGUUUUCCCGAAAAGAGUCUACAAAAACAACCGUUAAAUAAUCUACCUCCCAGGCCUCGCCGGAUAAUACUGGUUCGGCAUGGACAAAGCCAAGGAAAUGUUGAUGAGAGUGUCUAUACAAGGAUCGCUGAUCCGAAGAUUGCCCUCACUGAGAAAGGAAAGGCUCAGGCUGAAGAAUGUGGUAAGAGAAUCAGGGAGAUGAUUGAGAAAGAUGAGGCGGAUGAUUGGAAGGUUUACUUCUAUGUGUCACCGUAUAAAAGGACUCGUGAAACAUUACAGAAUUUGGCCAGAGCAUUUGAGCGCUCAAGAAUUGCCGGUAUGAGAGAAGAGCCUCGUCUGCGCGAGCAAGAUUUCGGCAAUUUUCAGGAUAGAGAGAGGAUGAGAGCUGAAAAGGCUAUUCGAAUGCUCUAUGGUCGAUUCUUUUUCCGAUUUCCCAAUGGAGAAUCGGCAGCUGAUGUUUAUGAUAGAAUCACAGGAUUCAGAGAAACACUCAGAGCAGACAUUGAUAUAGGACGCUUUCAGCCUCCCGGUGAACAGAGUCCAAACAUGAACUUAGUGAUAGUUUCUCAUGGUCUCACACUUCGUGUGUUUCUAAUGAGGUGGUAUAAAUGGACUGUGGAGCAAUAUGAGAAACUCCAUAACUUUGGGAAUGGAGGAAUGGUCGUCAUGGAGAGAGGCUUUGGUGGAAGGUACAGCUUAUUGAUGCAUCACACUGAAGAAGAGCUAAAGGAGUUUGGAUUGACAGAUGAAAUGCUUAUGGAUCAAGAAUGGCAAAAAUUUGCAAGACCAGGUGAAUUGAACUAUGAUUUUCCUAUGAUGAAUUCUUUCUUCACCCAUUUUAAACAUGACGACUGCCAAUGAUGAAUCAAAGAAAGAUAUACGGUUUCCUCAACUAGUUACGCAGAUGUAGAAGAAGUUGAACCUUGUCAAGCAGACUGGAAUCAGAAAGCAUUGAUCAGCGGCGUUUAGGGCUGCGCCUUGUAAGACUAGCGCCGGGGCGAGUUCUUACUAUUUGGCCUUCUUUUCUGGGGCGUGAUUACUAGGGUUCCUCCUUGUCAAGUCUGUAAUGAAGAAGAAUAGUUGAACUCGCUACCAGACUGUAACACUUGUUGAAACAUACAAUUAUGUGUGAAGGAAGACAAUAAACAGAGUCUGCCACAGGAAAAAGGAGGCACAACUGUCUACAUACAUUUCUCUAA